Messenger RNA from Acanthochromis polyacanthus (spiny chromis), 2013 nucleotides. It is a transcript of the gene cfap206, whose product is annotated as cilia and flagella associated protein 206. Gene Ontology annotation, biological process: regulation of cilium beat frequency; regulation of flagellated sperm motility; sperm axoneme assembly. The coding region runs from base 82 to 1965 and encodes 627 amino acids. The transcript is spliced from 12 exons. Gene Ontology annotation, cellular component: axoneme; ciliary basal body. The record is from RefSeq and is a predicted model, not a curated record. Lineage: Eukaryota; Metazoa; Chordata; Actinopteri; Pomacentridae.
ACCAGUUGUCAACAUUCUGUGGUAGCUGCUAGCUGCGUUAGCACCGGUUAUCUGUAGUUUAGAGUUACUCUGUAGGUAGAAAUGUCUCGGGCUCAGGCUGAAAACGUGAUAAAAAACAUAAUUCGUGAAAUAGUCCAGGAGUGUGCGAUGCGGGCACAGUCUGUGUCGGACACUCUGGUGGCUUUUAUGGUGAAAGCUGUGGUGUUGGACCCAAGAAAUGGCUUUAAUGUUGACCGUACACUCACCAAACAAGAUAUCGAAAAACUGGAAGAGCUUUGCUUGGAUAAACUAAUGGAAAAGUGUAGCCCCUCCCUUGACACAAUCAAAAUGCAAGUGUAUUUUGAUAUGAAUUACACCUCCCGACGGGAGUCUCUUGAGGAAAUCCAACGGGUGAUGAAGUCCAGGCUGAUCCCAGUGAGCAGAGACAUCACUGACAGCAGGGUGAAAACCAGGGAGGAGUGUGACGCUCUGUACCGUAAAAUCGUCACCUACAUCCUGCAACGCUCCGCCAUGGGCUCCCCCACAGACACCAAAACAAUGCAAGAGGCUACAGCUGCCCUGCAGAGCGUCUUCCCUCAGACUGAAGUGGGAACCUUCAUGGUGCUGUUUAAGAAAGACAAGGAGCAGCAGCUUGUAGAGCUCACCAUGCUUGUCACUGGGAUCCUGCUCUUCAACAAAGUCAGCAAGAAGGAGGAGGUGGAGGUCCACAUCAAUGAUUUAAUACCUACGGUUGUCAAAGAAGUUCUUCCCGUCACCACUAAAAGUAUAGAAAACGAGCUACAUGUGACACAGAGUCUGGCGUGGAAGUAUACAGCUCUGCUGGAGGAGCUAACCGACCCUGACGUUCAGCACAAACAGUGUGACAUGCCCAUUGUUCUGCUCAAACAGGCUCUCUACAACGUCAGGCAGCAUGAAGUUUUCCUCAAAAUGUUACUGGCUGAUGCAGAUUUAUGUACCAAACACAUUGAAAUGCUGCAGACUGAGCUCUCAUCAAAGAUGAAGCUGCUGAAAGAAACUAUGCAGUCAAAGACAGCGGUACCAACUGCAACAGUUUUUCCAGUGUUCAAGGUCCUGUCAAAGCUGUGGUCCGGACUUCAGGAUGAGGCUGAGCUUCUGAAUAUCCUCAGUAACAUCACACUCAGUCUUCAGCCUUUCCUCGCCUCUCAGGCCAAGAUUUUCUCUGAACCUUAUCUGGACGGCCUGCUGGAGGGAUCAGAGGUGAAGACAGAUGAACAGAGAAUGACGGAGUCCUCAGACGAGCGCAUUGAUCCAGAUCAGUUGACGCCACAGGAAUGGCUCCUGCCUGAAACAACGACCAGUUUUAAUGAGCUGCCACAACAAUAUAAUGGAUUCUGUGGCUACACAUUUGUAAACAGAGAUGGGCUUUUACUUCCAGGUAAUCCACACAUCGGAGUCCUGAAACACAAGGGGAAGCUCUACGUUUUUAGCUCCAAACAAGCUGCCUUGAACUUUGCCUGCAGUCCAGAUGACUUUGUUGAGAAGGUGGCAGAAAAGGCCAAGUACUCCCCUGAACUCAUUCAGCUCCUCAAACUCCCCCAGCAGUUUUCCUGUGUCAGUCCGUACUCUGAGUUUUUGACUCUUUUGCAGUUGCAGCCAGGAGAGAGUUUGCUGGUCACCAAGUGUGAGAGUGGCACGCAGACUGACAUACACCCGAUGGAGACAAACAUCGUGAAGUCAUAUGAGUGGAAUGAGUGGGAGCUUCGACGGAAAGCUCUCAAACUGGCUGAUCUUCGGACCAAAGUGACACACUCCACGCAGACUGAUCUGAGCCACCUGAGACGGGAAAACGUCACUCAGACCUGGCUGCCCAAAGACGCUGCCUGCCAAAGCAAGAGAGACGGUGAGAGCAACGUGCCCAAACCUCAGAUCUACCUGGCAGGUCUGAGGGGACAAAGAAAUGCACAAGUGGCCAAAAUAAACCUGACCAGGUCUGUGGAUGAAUAAGCAAGGUGCGCAGAAACAUUUAACACAAUAAAGGUUAUUGUAAGCAUG